This is a messenger RNA of Alternaria metachromatica, 1101 nucleotides long. RefSeq lists its product as uncharacterized. The coding region runs from base 1 to 1101 and encodes 366 amino acids. The record is from RefSeq and is a predicted model, not a curated record. The transcript has a single exon. Lineage: Eukaryota; Fungi; Ascomycota; Dothideomycetes; Pleosporales; Pleosporaceae.
AUGACCGAACAAAAGACCAUCGCCAUCGUCGGCACCACCGGCUUCUUAGGCCCCUACAUCACCGCCUCUCUCCUCCAAAAACACCCCCAAGCCACCAUCCUCUGCCUAAACCGUAGCAAAGACGCAGAACAACGCACCACCUCGUCUCUCACCCGCAUCAGCAACGAAGACCUCACCCGCCUCACCUUCACAACAACCGACAUCACACUCCCUAACCUCGGCCUAUCCCCCACCCAAUACACACACUUCACGACCAACGUCUCAGAAAUCGUUUUCAAUGCGUGGAACGCAAAUUGGGCGACGCCUCUCAUCGGCUACCUUCCCCUCCUUAACGCUGUUCAACACGUUAUCACUGCAUGUAUCGCCAGUCCCCUAAACCCACGCGUAACCUUCAUGUCCUCGAACACUUCGAUAAUGAAUCACCCAACCCGGCACCCUUCCACACCGCUCAUCCCCGAAGUCCCCGCCUGGGACUUUGCCAGUGCAGCGAACACGGGGUAUGGUCAGAGUAAAUGUCUCGCGGAGCAACUUCUCGCUCGAGCAGGUCAACAGCACGGGUUACGCGUCGCUAUCGUACGCGCAGGUCAGAUUGGGGGCGCGUCGUCUGCUUUGCCUGAAGCACCGCAGUGGCCGAUUCAGGGCUGGUUGUGGGUGAUUUUCAAGACAAGUCAGAAACUGGGGUACUGGCCCGUGAGGAUGAAUGCUGUGGAUUGGAUUCCGGUGGAUUCGUUGGCGGAAGGGAUUGCCAAUGUCACUUUAUCACAGCAGAGCACAUCUGCAGACAAUGUUAAAGUGUACAACAUGAUGCAUCCCCGUCCCGCGCCUUGGGUGCUGUUGCAGAAGGUGUUGGUUGGGCGGUUUGGACUUGAGGUUAGGGAGUGUAGCUUGCCGCAGUGGUUGGGGAUGUUGGAUCCACAGAAGUUUAAGAUGCAUGCGUUUUUGAUGGAGGGUGGGGAGGGGAGGGAGGGCGAGGCGUUGGUUUUUAGGAAUGAGAAUGCGAGGGAGAUGUUGCCGGAGGUUGAAGGCGUUACGGAAGAGCUUGUCGAGAAGUGGUUGAGGGGGUGGGGUUUGAGGCUGGAGGACGUGAGGGCGAGGCUGUGA